This is a messenger RNA of Dioscorea cayenensis subsp. rotundata (Guinea yam), 2634 nucleotides long. Its product is annotated as 187-kDa microtubule-associated protein AIR9-like. Gene Ontology annotation, cellular component: plasmodesma; plasma membrane. The record is from RefSeq and is a predicted model, not a curated record. The coding region runs from base 301 to 2634 and encodes 777 amino acids. Lineage: Eukaryota; Viridiplantae; Streptophyta; Magnoliopsida; Dioscoreales; Dioscoreaceae. The transcript has 17 exons. Gene Ontology annotation, molecular function: protein binding.
GGAUUUACUUUUCUUCUAAUUUUCGUCAAAGUUGCUUGUUUUCGAAUCUUCCUCACUCUUGUGCGCCGCUGCGUUUCCAGUGAGCACUUGAGCUUUUCACUUGCAUUUCUCGUAGAUCCCAUGGUGGCUCUCGCUCUCGCUCUCUCUGAGCGAGUUUGAGGGCUUUGUGAGCGAAAAUGAAGGUCCUUUGUAGCCAUUGCUAUUGUGUAUGUCUUCAUUGAUGAACUUGUGAAAGAGGCUUCGGCUUGGAGGGGCUGCAGCAUUGAGAUCCAGUGUGUAGAUUUCUGAUUUUUGUUUGAAAUGGAGGUUUCUUCUGGAAAGCAAGGUGUAGAUCUUGUGGAGAAAUGCCAGAAUUUAGUUUCAUCUAUGGAGUCACCUGUUGCUUCAGCUGAAAAUGUGAAGAAAGCAAUGAGAUCGUCAAAACCCAUUGGAGUUGAACCAGUAGCUAAACGUUCAGGAGCCACUUCAUCACUUAGAAAGAGCUCGGACAGCCUCAAAACUACUGAUUCUCGUGCUACUAGACCUGGAUCUACUCUUACCAAGCCGACCGUCAGCUCAAUAAAUGCGCAGAGAAGGAACAGCACUGGUUCUGCUUUGGAGAAGAAGCCGGCAAUUGCCUCUAAACAAUUUGACAAUGGGAGUUCAACUGAUGAAAGGAAGGUCUCUCGUUCCAAUUCAGACCUGAGCAGGAAAAGUAUUGCUGAAACUAGGCGGGCAUCACUGCCUUCUGUCAGUUCUAAAACCAAAGUUUCAGAUACCCACCCUGAGAACAAGAAGUCAUCUCCUGUCCCACGUCUAUUGCAGAUGUCUGAGAGUGGAAAAUUGGAUUCUGUAAAGAAGCCCUCUGUCAGACCAUCUCUAUUAGGUUCUACUUCAAAGAAGGCCCCUUCAUCUCCAUUGGAUAAUUCGACUGGUCGCAGCAGUAGCCUCAAAAGGGUUACUUCAAAUAUUUCUUCCCCAUCAACAAGAUCUCCAAGGACCAUCAGCAGCUUGAAAUCAGGGUCCAUGUCAUCAUCCAUGGAUAGGGGUUCUUCAUUAUCAGGCAGAAGGAAGUCCUCAACACCAGACGGUCGGGAUUCUCGCUUUAUGAUGCUACCACAGGUGGAUAUCAAAGCUAGUGAUGAACUGAGGUUGGAUCGAAGAGGGCACAAAGUACGAACACUCACAGCCUUGAACUUGUCUUCCAAUUUAGAGUUUGUUUAUCUCAGGGACAAUCUGCUUUCAUCUAUUGAGGGAAUUGAACUUUUGAAGCGAGUGAAGGUUCUUGAUUUGAGCUUUAAUGAUUUCAAGGGGCCUGGUUUUGAGCCUCUAGAGAAUUGCAAAGCCCUCCAGCAAUUAUAUCUUGCUGGUAAUCAAAUCACAUCACUGGCGAGCCUUCCUCAGCUACCUAAUUUGGAGUUUCUUUCUAUUGCUCAGAACAAGUUGAAGUCACUCUCGAUGGCUAGUCAACCUCGUCUGCAGGUAUUAGCUGCUAGCAAAAACAAAAUAUCUACUCUAAAGGGUUUCCCGCAUUUACCUGUCCUUGAGCAUCUACGAGUGGAGGAGAACGCUAUACUGGAGAUGUCUCACCUUGAAGCUGCUUCCAUAUUGCUUGUGGGACCAACUCUUAAGAAAUUUAAUGAUCGAGAUCUUUCUCCCAAGGAAGUAGAAAUUGCGAAGUUGUAUCCUCCUCACACUGCUUUGUGCAUCAGAAAUGGAUGGGAGUUUACUCAACCAGAACUUGCUGCAGAUUCCACUUUUUGCUUCCUAGCUGAACAGUGGAAGGAUCAAUUUCCUCCAGGCUACAUGCUCCAAGAAGCAUCCAUUGAUCAGCCAUUUGAAGAAGAUGCUUGCCACUGCCAUUUUAGUUUUGUCAACUCAAAUGGUGAUUCGGACUUAAAACUUAAAUACCAGUGGUUUAUCGGGGACAGAACAGCAACAAAUUUUGUAGCUAUAACUGAUGCACUUGGGGAGGUGUACUGGCCAAAGCAUGGGGACAUUGAAAAAUGCUUGAAGGUUGAAUGCACUCCAAUAUUAGGAGAGAUGGAGUAUUCUUCUAUAUUUGCUCUAUCUUCUCCUGUUUCCCCAGGAACUGGAUACCCAAAAGUCUUGAGCCUGAGUGUGCAGGGUGAACUUGUGGAAGGAAAUGUGAUUAAGGGUGUUGCUGAGGUUGCAUGGUGUGGUGGGACACCUGGGAAAGGUGUAGCGAGCUGGUUGAGGCGAAGAUGGAAUAGUAGUCCUGUGGCAGUAGUUGGAGCUGAAGAUGAGGAGUACACGUUGACUGCUGAUGAUAUCGAUUCAAGUUUGGUUUUCAUGUACACUCCAGUAACAGAGGAAGGUGCUAGAGGAGAACCACAGUAUGCAAUGACUGACUUUAUAAAAGCAGCCACGCCAUCUGUUAGUAAUGUUCAGAUUUUGGGAGAUUGUUUGAUCUGCGUAGUUGCUCAGGUAAAACAUGAUGGUGGAAUGUCACAGUUGUUGUUACCCUACGCAAUGGCAAAACAUGAUUACAUUGCUUUAUCUUCUACGCCGAGGUACAAUUGCAUGACCCGUGGAUGCACUUCUUCGCCAUUAGGAAACCCUGAUCCAGAAGUUGAACAAAAUUUUAGAAGAAGGAUCCGUCAAAUUAAUUUGAGACAGGAUCUAUUGAGAUAA